AGUCAGUGUUUAAGUCAUAUGAUAGCUGUUCACUCUGGUCUUUGAGUAACUACGAGUUUUUCAGUUAACAUCAGGUUCUACAAUAUAAAUCUACUAAGUUCUUGGUUGUUGGCCGAUAGCGACGCCCGUGAGGUAGUAUUUUUUCUGUUCUGGGUCUCCAGAAGUUAAUUAUUCUUGUUUUAUUUCUUAUAGAUACCAUUCAGUGCCCUGCCAUAUUGUGGCUAUAUCACUGGGCAGUCUGGGCUAUAUUGGUACAGCUGGGAAUCUUGGGAUUUCACGAAACAUGUAAUCGUAACACGUGACAAAACCAGUAUUUCCUGUAUCCAAACGCUAUAGCGACCAUCGGACAUCGUCUGAUCGUAAAAGGCGUUGUUCCGUUGUUCGUUCCGUGGACCGUGGUGUGUCGCAGUGUCUAUCGCUAACUGGCUUCGACUCUUAAAACUGGUUUAUUGCUCCAUAAAUCAAACGAGUAUUUCCCAAAAGCAACCAAGAAAACGCACAAGUUGAAAGUUUUUCCAAAAUGCCUGGAAUAAAAAUUACUGAUGAAGAUCGGAAAAAGAUUGAUCGUAAAUUCAUUUGCACCAGUUGUAAUCUACUGCUGUCAACUCCAAUGCAGACUUCUUGUGGUCAUAUGAUGUGUUCUUCAUGUGUUGACACCCUGCUAGAGAGCUCAAAUCCAAGAUGUCCUGAUGAUGGCACAGAAUUGACGAAAGAUCAGGUAUUUCCUGAUGCGUUCACUAAACGUGAAUUGCGAGCAUUGUCCUUACAUUGUGCUAACCCUGGCUGUCGUUGGCAUGGCACGUACGUUGAACUGGAGGGUCAUUCCCAGGUGUGUGAACAUGCGCAGAUCAACUGUGUCCAUGCCCAAUGUAAGAUGAAGAUCCAACGUUCUCAUUUGGGUGAACAUUUGAAAAACGAAUGUGAAUAUCGCAGCGUGAAGUGUAAUUAUUGCCGCAAAGAUGUUCCAUUUGCUUCUCUUAAGGAUCAUGUCACUACAAGCUGUGAGAGUACGCCAGUGACUUGCAAAUUCUGCAAGCUAAAGGUUUUGAGAAGGGACCUUGAAAGACACGAACAAGUUGUGUGCGAAGAGAUUCCAGGAGAAUGUGAAUUUCAGGCCGUGGGUUGUAAUCAUGACAAGACUUCAACACGAAGGGAGCUACGCCAACAUAUGAAUGAUGGUUUGAUUGACCAUGUUCGUUUUUUGCUCCAGUUUUCUCUCAAUUCGCUUUCCCAACUCGGUGCAUAUAUCCCACGCCCAGAGUUCGCAGGAAUCGUUCAAAAAAUACGCGAUGAUAUCACCGAAGUUCGAACAGGUUUGGCUGAAAAGUUUGUGGCCUUGGUUGGACUGUUGACUGGAAUUGAGGAUGGUGGUCAUGGGAGAGGGAGUGAUGAAAUCCAUGAGUUAAGAGCGAGUAUUCAGAGCAUGACCACCGAAAUCAACAGCUUACGUGAAAAAGUUAGAAAUUUGGAGCAAAAAAAGAGAGAAAAAGAUGCACAAAUCGACCUGAUGCAAAGCAGAAUGGAUCAAAUUGACGAGUCUCUUACCCUUAACACCGUGAAAAUCACUGAUUUGGAGUCGCAGCGAGGACCACGUGCGCAGCAGCUCAUUCAUAGCUACAAUGGUACCUUACUGUGGAAAAUUGACGCCUAUCAGAGGAAACGUCAGGAUGCUAUCAACGGAGUGAAGACUGCCUUGUAUAGUCCACAUUUCUAUAGCGCUCAGUACGGGUAUAAAAUGUGUGCAAAGAUUUAUAUGAACGGAGAUGGAUUUGGGAAAGGAUCGCAUUUGUCCUUGUUCUUUGUGGUCAUGAAGGGUGAUUAUGAUUCUCUUCAAACCUGGCCAUUUCAGAAGAAGAUUACCAUAAUGCUCUUGGAUCAAGGUAACGGUGAUCACAUGGUCAAUGUGUUUCAUUCUGAUCCUCAAAGUUCCUCUUUUCAACGCCCAACGUCUGACAUGAAUAUUGCGAGUGGUUCUCCAUUGUUUAUGCCCAUUGAUAAUUUAAGUAAUCGUCAGUAUAUCAAAGAUGAUGUUAUGUUCAUCAAGAUCAUCGUCGAUUAAGGGACUUUUCCCAGUUUUCUAGCUGGAAAAGAGGUAUUUUCCACUUUUUCUGGUUAUAUUAAACAGGAAAAAGAUUUAUUGUAGAUAUGACUCAGGUUAAUUAAUACUGUGAUGGUUCUACUCGAAAGACCAGAAUGAGUUUUGAAAUAGCAAACCAAAAUGAGUUUUGAUGAGUAGCACAUCACUUCCGUUUAAUUAGUCUGGUUAUUUUCAUUUAAUGGUCUUCAGCUUCUUUCAAUUUAUUAUGUUGUCUGUGCUCCAGGAUGGGUCCAUAAUGCAGUGAUGGUAUAUUUGUCUGGUUUCUGUUUGAUGAAACAUUAACUUAUAAACCGUAGGAAAUUAAAAGUAAUCCAAACGUUUCAACUGAAACAUAAGCUGCAUGUUCUUUUGUCUUCUCUUUAUGCAUUGUGCUUUUAAAGUUUUGAGCUUUAUUGAGCUUGUGUUGUGUUGUUAAUAACAGAGCUUUGGUUUAGAUGCAAGGUGUGCAUUUCGGUUGCAUGGUUUUGUGCAUGUCGUUCCUGCAAAUGGAUCAAUGCGAAACUUCAAAUGAAGGAAGCUGCAGAAUAUAAAUAUGAUUAUGCAAAAUACAUAAUUAUAAUUACAAUAUAACUAUGUAUUUUUCAUUAUUAUUAUAAUGAUAUUAAAACUUAGUUAUGACUGGUGUGUUCACAUUUUGUGUAAUAUUUUUUUCCACUGGGGAUAUUUGGGUCUAUUCUAUUCUUGCAUAAAUGUAUAAGUUUGUAUAAUUAUUUUGUUAUUAUUAUUAUUAUUAUUCAUGCACCAUAAACAUAUAAUAGUUUAAACUAAACAUGGGCAUAUAAGUGUAAUAUAUGUAAUUGGGGGUAUAAUUAGUAGGGGUUAGGUGACAGUGGCAUGAUUGACAGGGAAUAUGAUUAGGUGUAAUACGAGAAGUGCGAUAUAGAGAGCUGCAUGUGUGUUAGCAGUGAGAUAUUGGAAUAAUAAAAUUCUGUUGUUAAUACUUAGUACUGUGGUUGGUUUAGUAGCGUAUAGUAUAUAAGGGUAAAGGUAAAUAUAUGUUGGGUCAAUAAGGCCAAUAAGCUAAA
Molecule: messenger RNA, 3123 nt
Organism: Dendronephthya gigantea
Lineage: Eukaryota; Metazoa; Cnidaria; Anthozoa; Malacalcyonacea; Nephtheidae
Product: TNF receptor-associated factor 3-like
Exons: 8
Coding region: 521-2059 (512 amino acids)
Biological process (GO): positive regulation of JNK cascade; regulation of canonical NF-kappaB signal transduction; regulation of apoptotic process
Cellular component (GO): cytoplasmic side of plasma membrane; plasma membrane signaling receptor complex
Molecular function (GO): zinc ion binding; ubiquitin protein ligase binding; tumor necrosis factor receptor binding
Source: RefSeq, a predicted model, not a curated record